Morus notabilis is the source of this 2014-nucleotide messenger RNA. RefSeq names its product aspartic proteinase PCS1. Gene Ontology annotation, molecular function: aspartic-type endopeptidase activity. The transcript has a single exon. NCBI's taxonomy places the organism in Eukaryota, Viridiplantae, Streptophyta, Magnoliopsida, Rosales, Moraceae. The record is from RefSeq and is a predicted model, not a curated record. The coding region runs from base 171 to 1502 and encodes 443 amino acids. Gene Ontology annotation, biological process: proteolysis.
CAUCUCAAAUUAAUUUAUUUAUAAAUUUCCCAAAAAAAAAAAUGUACAUCGACAGAUUCCUUGCUUUGUCUCCCAAAAAUACCCACUAAAAUUUAACAACUUCUUCUUCUUCUUCUACAUUUCUCUCAACAAACUCAAAAAGAAAAAAAGAGGAAAAAAAAAAGACACCAAUGAGAGACUUGUAUAUUCUGGUCAUCACCACCAUCACUUGCAUCAUCCAAACCAUCCUCUCCUCCUCCUCUUCUUCUUCUUCUUCUUCUUCAUCAACAGAGAGUGAAAUCCUGAUUUUGCCCCUCAAAACCCAAGAAAUCCCAUCUUUAUCCAAACUCCCCUUCCGCCACAACGUCACCCUCACUGUCUCAUUGGCCGUCGGCUCGCCCCCACAGAAUGUUACCAUGGUCCUCGACACAGGCAGCGAGCUCUCGUGGCUCCACUGCAACACAACUCAAAACAACGCCAGCAAGGAAAGCAACUUCUUCGACCCGACUCGAUCCGCUUCAUACUCUCCGGUUCACUGCUCCUCUCCGGUCUGCACGAACCGGACCCGCGACUUCGCCAUCCCGGCCUCCUGCGACUCCAACGACCUCUGCCACGCCACCCUCUCCUACGCCGAUUUCUCGUCCUCGGAGGGAAAUCUCGCCUCCGAGAAUUUCCAUAUCUCGAGCUCCAAUAUGUCGGGUCUUGUAUUCGGGUGUAUGGGGUCCACAUUCAGCUCCAACGCCGACGAGGAUGCCAAGACCACGGGCCUCAUGGGCAUGAACCGUGGGUCCCUCUCUUUCGUCUCGCAAAUGGCCUUCCCCAAAUUCUCGUACUGCAUCUCGGGCUCCGAUUUCUCGGGCGUCCUAUUACUUGGCGAGUUCUCGAGCUCCUCCUCGGUUUUUAUCUCGCCGUUAAAUUACACGCCGUUAGUCCAAAUCUCGACGCCGUUACCGUACUUCGACCGGGUCGCCUACACGGUCCGGCUCGAGGGGAUUAAGGUUUCGGAUAAGCUUCUUCCGAUACCCGAAUCCGUAUUUGUACCCGAUCAUACUGGGGCGGGUCAAACCAUGGUUGAUUCGGGUACCCAGUUCACGUUCCUUCUCGGGCCGGCUUAUUCGGUUCUAAGAGAGGAGUUUUUGAACAAAACGACAGGCGUUUUGACUGCCUUGGAGGGAUCAGAUUUUGUUUUCCAAGGAGCUAUGGAUUUGUGUUACCGGGUCCCACUGAAGGAGUCCGAGAACGUUUCCAAAGUGGUGCCGAGUGUGAGCUUGGUGUUUGAUGGUGCUGAGAUGAGUGUCUCGGCUGAGAGUUUGUUGUAUCGCGUUCCGGGCCAAGUUAGGGGGACUGAUUCGGUGUAUUGCUUCACGUUUGGGAACUCUGACUUGUUGGGCGUUGAGGCGUUUCUGAUUGGUCAUCACCAUCAGCAGGACAUGUGGAUGGAGUUUGAUCUCGAGAACUCGAGGAUUGGUCUGGCCCACACGCGGUGUGAUCUAGCCGUCCAGAGGCUGGGUUUGGCCACAUAAACCACUCUUACGGGCAUAGGUUCGUUUGUAGCGAAUCAUUGAGAUUUUUGUUUGAAAAAUGCUUAGAGAAAAAUCACCAUAAUAUAAGGUGAGUCUUACGUGCGAAGAUAAUAUUAUAUAACCUACCUUAUCAUAGAGUCCAAGCGCUUAGCAUUGCUAUUUUUGUUAUUGUUGAAUUUGUUAAAUUUGAUCAAGAUCAUCAAACGUACCACUUAUCUCAUCAUCUCACAGAGUGACACGUGGGAUGAUCAAGCCGGUUUUGUUUUACUGUGGUCCGGGAAAGUGGGACCUGUGUUUUGUGUGGCUCAUAAUCAUAUACUUGAGAAUGGUGAUAAGUUGUGGAAGAUGAUUUUUCUUCCGCUCUGUACAUCGGAUCUUUAACCUCCAUGAAUUAUGUAUUGUGUCAUUAAAUUUUUUUCUGUCCUUUUUUUUUUUUAAAGUGAUUAUUUCCAAUCUUGUAAUAAUAUGCUCGUACUAUUGUCGCUUCAGUGUGAGAGUGAAAUGUCGUUUUC